AUGGCGAGGUGGAGGGGUCACCCGUCCGUCAAGGGCAGUUCGGAGAUGAUGAGGAUGGUUUUGCUAUGCUUCUCUGCCAUUGGAAUCACAUUUACGUGGGGAUAUGAAAUGACCUACUGCACGCCAUACCUCCUCAAUCUAGGCCUCACCAAGAGCAGCACCUCCCUCGUCUGGAUCGCAGGUCCGAUCUCCGGCCUCAUCGUUCAACCCAUCAUCGGGACCAUCGCCGACCAGUCCACGUCCAAGUGGGGCCGCCGGCGCCCGCUCAUGGUCAUCGGCUCGGCUAUCACAGCGUUUCACAUCCUCCUCCUAGGCUUCACAAGGGAGAUUGUUGGGGUUUUCUUAGCAGAGUCAGAGUUCGCGAGUCGGUUGACGAUUUGGCUAGCUGUUUACUCGAUUUGGGUGAUUGACUUUGCGAUUAACGCUUCUAUGUCCUGCUCGAGGAGCCUGGUCGUCGAUAUUCUCCCUAUCCACAAGCAGCAAGCCGGUGCUGCAUGGUACAGCAGGCUUGCGGCUUUUGGCCACCUUUUGAGCUACGGCAUCGGAUCUGUCGACCUUGUCACCACCUUCGGCACCAGGUUCGGCGACUCGCAAUUCAAGCAACUUGCCCUCAUCUCCAUCUCUGCCGUACUCUCCACCUGCGCGUUGACGUGCUGGGCGGUUACCGAGAAGGUUCUCAUAGCAAGCGGAGAUAAGGAAAAGGGCAAUGACGAGGGCAGUGUAGCGGCGGCAGUCCGGACGAUUUGGACCACCCUCCGCCAUCUGCCACCGAGAGUGCAGGCGAUCUGCUGGGCGCACUUUUGGUCAUGGAUCGGCUGGUUCCCGUUCAAUUUCUACGGGACCACUUGGGUCGGCGAGACGUAUUUCCGCUACGACCUCACCGUAGAGGAACGCGCAUCCCGAGACCCUCUCAGCGAGAUUGGCAGGAUCGGUAGCUCGUCCCUCGUCAUCUACUCUCUCAUCACCUUUGCGAGCUCCUUUAUCCUGCCCUUGUUUAUCAGCUCCCCACAAGACACGGACUUUACCCCUCGUCCGCCAAGGCACCUCGCUGGGGUCCUUAAUCGUCUCGAGGCGCUGAAGCCCGACCUUUUGACGGCGUGGAUUCUAGGUCACCUAGGGUUCUCUGCUGCCAUGUCCAUGGCGCCGUUUGCGACGAGCUACAAGUUUGCUACCGUCCUCGUUGCCUCGUGUGGAAUUCCUUGGGCCAUGACGCAAUGGGCACCGCCAACGUUCCUCGGCAUCGAGGUCAACCGUCUCAGCGGCAACUCCGAUAUAUUACCCAUGACACAUCACCACCGUCACCCGUCAGGGUCGAAGAGCCCUACGCCCUCCCCCGGAACCUUCUCCCCAGCGGACGCACCAUCAGCAUCACGACCGAUGCUUUCCCCAUUGCCAUCUCAGGCCAACUCCCACAACCCCUCACACACAAACUCAUACGCUUCAGCGUCGUCGUCCUCAUCAUCACCAACACCGCGCACCUCUGCAUCGGGCGAGCUCUCGGGCAUUUACUUUGGCAUUCUCAACAUCUACACAACGAUUCCGCAAUUUAUGGGCGCCGUCAUGUCGGGCAUCGUCUUUGCGCUCAUGGAGCCUGGUAAGAGCGAGGAGUCGACGGAGUCUAUUGAUCAGCCGGAUAUGGAGGGGUUCAAUGCCAUUUCGGUGUGUUUGUUUAUUGGAGCUAUGACGACGUUGGUUUCAGCCUACAUGACGAGUAGAUUGAGGCAUGUGAAGUAA
Scedosporium apiospermum is the source of this 1734-nucleotide messenger RNA. RefSeq lists its product as uncharacterized. NCBI's taxonomy places the organism in Eukaryota, Fungi, Ascomycota, Sordariomycetes, Microascales, Microascaceae. The record is from RefSeq and is a predicted model, not a curated record. Gene Ontology annotation, cellular component: membrane. The coding region runs from base 1 to 1734 and encodes 577 amino acids. Gene Ontology annotation, molecular function: sucrose:proton symporter activity. The transcript is spliced from 7 exons.